ACGAACACAAAUUCGCACGGCGGCCGGUGGCGUCGCAUUUUAUGGCUAAUGCUAUUAAGUGCAUUGCAUCCACUGUUGCAGAGGCCAUAACUGCACUAUCAACAUGUCGCUGGUACUACCGGAAAAAUUUCAACACAUCCUUCGUGUCGUAAGCACGAACAUAGAUGGUAAUCGGAACAUCAUGUUUGCCAUGACGGCUAUCAAGGGGGUUGGUCGCCGCUACGCCAACAUCGUCUUGAAGAAGGCCGAUGUCGAUCUAAACAAGCGAGCUGGUGAACUGACCGACGAUGAAGUCGAAAAAGUUAUUACAAUUAUGGCGAAUCCUCGUCAAUACAAGAUUCCGGAUUGGUUCUUGAACAGGCAAAAAGAUAUUGUUGACGGAAAAUAUUCACAGCUUACAUCAUCUAACUUGGACAGCAAAUUACGUGAAGACUUGGAGAGAAUGAAGAAGAUCCGUGCCCAUAGAGGUCUUCGUCAUUACUGGGGUCUCCGUGUACGUGGUCAACACACCAAGACCACUGGCAGACGUGGUCGCACUGUUGGUGUAUCAAAGAAGAAGUAAUUUAAUCAAUAGAAUUUGUAAGAUUGGAAUAAAAAAUUUCUUUUUCAA
Molecule: messenger RNA, 610 nt
Organism: Trichogramma pretiosum
Lineage: Eukaryota; Metazoa; Arthropoda; Insecta; Hymenoptera; Trichogrammatidae
Product: 40S ribosomal protein S18
Exons: 4
Coding region: 104-562 (152 amino acids)
Biological process (GO): translation
Cellular component (GO): small ribosomal subunit; ribosome; cytosol
Molecular function (GO): RNA binding; structural constituent of ribosome
Source: RefSeq, a predicted model, not a curated record